AUGAACGUCUGUGCUACCAGGGAACUCUUACAGUCUCUAGGGUUUAGGAUCAAUUUAGAUGAGUGUCAUCUAUUACUAGCGACUGAACAAAAAUUCUUGGGAUUUAUUAUAAAUUCUCAGUUGAUGUCAAUUAGCUUGACAGCAGAAAAACGGACAAAGAUCUUGAAUCUGGCAGUGAGUUUUAAGAACAGAAAUUCUUGUCGUAUUAGGGAACUUGCCCAAUUCAUUGGAAUUUUAAUUCCAGCCUGUCCAGCAGUUGAAUAUGGCUUUCUUUACACAAAGAUCUUGGAGAGACAAAAAUUCUUAGCAUUGGACAAAUUUUAUAGCAAUUACGAAGCUAAAAUGACCUUAGCCCCCCUGUUAGCUGCAGAUCUCAAUUGGUGGAUCAAUAACAUAAACAGUACUUCCAGCACAAUCAGAGACGACUACUACGAGAUGGAAAUUUAUUCAGAUGCAUCUCGUUCGGAUUGGGGUGCCGCUUGGGAAAAGAAAAAGACCCGUGGAUGGUGGAAUUCGGUAGAGCAGAAUUAUCAGAUUAAUUUUCUCGAAUUAAAGGCAGCCUUUUACGGGUUGAAGUGCUUUGCGAAAGAUCUCAAGUCAUGCCAGAUACUUUUAAGAAUCGAUAACACCACUGCUAUUUCUUACAUUAACAAGAUGAGUAGCAUUCAAUUCCCAAACCUGUCGAUUCUGAGCAGGGAAAUAUGGCAGUGGUGCGAAAAGAAAAACAUUUGGAUUUUCGCAUCUCAUAUUAGUUCGAGCCGAAAUUUUAUUGCCGAUAAAGAGUCAAGAAUUUCAUCGGAAGAGACUGAGUGGGAGUUGGCGGAUUAUGCAUUUAGGAAAGUUAACCUUAUUUUUGGGAAGUUUGAUGUGGACUUAUUUGCCACGCUUAAUAACACUAAAUGUUCGACCUUUUUCUCAUGGUUCCCAGAUCCGUCAGCUGCAGCAGUAGAUGCAUUUACGGUCUCGUGGUCCCGUUUCUUUUUUUAUGCUUUUCCCCCGUUUUCUCUCAUUAUGAGAACGUCGAGAAAAAUUACUAGAGAUAAGGCGGAGGGAGUUCUUGUAGUCCCUCAUUGGCCCUCUGAAGCUUGGUUUCCUCUUUUUAAGAGCUUAUCUAUAUCUGAGCCUACAAUCUUUUCCAACAUGGCGCUCACUUUCCCUGGUAGCGACCAGAUUAUCAGGAAAGCCUUCCUCCUCCAAGAUGUACCGAGAUCGGCCCCAGAUACUACUAUGGCCUCCUUAAGCCAGGCAACAUUAAAGCAAUACGAGAGGCCAGUCUCACUUUGGUGGAAAUUUUGUCAACAUACACAAGUUUCAGUUUUCUCUCCACCUCGAAGAUCGGUGUUGGAAUUCUUGACAAUAUGUGCAACAAACUUAGGUUCUUACAGUUCGUUAAAUACAUAUCGUUCUGCCAUUUCCUUGAUAACCAUGACUAACGUAGGCCAGGAUCAGUUUGUAAAAAGAUUUAUGAAAGGAUUUGCAACUCAAAAACCACCCAGACCCAAGUAUAACGAAACCUGGGAUCCAAGUAAAGUCCUGGACCACAUUUCUCAAUUUUACCCAAAUUCAGAAUUAUCAUUCGAGAAAUUAUCCGAAAAAUUGGUUGUUCUUUUAGCUCUUAUUACGGCUCAAAGAGUUCAGACAUUGUCUCUUAAAGAGUCGAGAACAUUCGGCCUGAAUCGUAAUCAACCCCGGUUGAUCAUUCCGGCAUUUAAAGAGAAACUUCAGCUUUGUCCAGUACAAACCCUACGCGACUAUUUAGAUAAAUCAAAAGCCCUUAGUUCGCCCAGGGAUCCUUUUCUGAUUGUCAUUACUAAAGCGCCUUAUACUCAUGCCUCUUCUCAAACGAUUAGCCACUGGAUUAAAAAAGUCCUCAACGACAGUGGCAUUGACAGGACCCUUGCGGCCCAUAGUACUAGACAUGCCUCUACAUCAGCGGCUGCACGCCAAGCACUUGUUCCACAAGGCCGAGAAGGUGCAAAAAAAUCAGGGUGA
Messenger RNA from Diprion similis, 1992 nucleotides. RefSeq lists its product as uncharacterized. Gene Ontology annotation, biological process: DNA integration; DNA recombination. The transcript has 4 exons. Bases 1 to 1992 code for a protein of 663 amino acids. Gene Ontology annotation, molecular function: site-specific DNA-methyltransferase (adenine-specific) activity; DNA binding. NCBI's taxonomy places the organism in Eukaryota, Metazoa, Arthropoda, Insecta, Hymenoptera, Diprionidae. The record is from RefSeq and is a predicted model, not a curated record.